Oncorhynchus keta (chum salmon) is the source of this 760-nucleotide messenger RNA. Its product is annotated as zinc finger CCHC domain-containing protein 24-like. Lineage: Eukaryota; Metazoa; Chordata; Actinopteri; Salmoniformes; Salmonidae. The transcript is spliced from 3 exons. Gene Ontology annotation, molecular function: nucleic acid binding; zinc ion binding. The record is from RefSeq and is a predicted model, not a curated record. The coding region runs from base 317 to 760 and encodes 147 amino acids.
UGGCUGCCUCACUGCAAAUAAAGGGAGAUAACGGGCCGUGAGUAGCGGCUGAAAACGUUUUAUAUACUGACAUGUUAGAGCAAUGACUUUUGCGUAACCGCGUAAAAUCUGGGACUAGGCUCCCAGCACGAGGAUGAUAUAGGGUUCUUACGGGAAGAGGAACAAGAAACGAUUGCUACGGGCCGGUGGGAAAAAGAAAACGGCGAUCCGUUGAAGUUUAGAAAGAGAGAGUGAGCGACAGUGAGCAGGAUUCUCAAAAUUGAAAGCAAUCCAAAAACAUAGCUGCGGUGGAAGAGCGAGUGUACCCAUUUGAAAGAUGAGCUUGAUGUCUGCCAUAGACACCAGUGCCUCCGUGUACCAGCCUGCACAGCUACUGAAUUGGGUAUACCUCUCUUUGCAAGACACUCACCAGACCAGCGCUUUUGACGCCUUUAGACCCGAACCCAACUCUUCCCACCCGGAGUUGAACUACUGCAAGACUCCUGCGGCGGACCUGAGCUCGUCCCUAAACUCCAACUAUCUCAACAACUUUUUUCAGCUCCAGCGGAAUGAGGCGUUGAAUAACAGCGUGUAUAAGAAUGUCUCGCCAUACGGCUCACUCAACAACAUCGUUGAUGGACUCAACACCCUGACAGACCACUUCUCCGACCUUUCCCUCUCCUCAGAGUCCCGCAAGCCAAGUAAGAGACCCCCACCCAACUACCUGUGCCACCUCUGCUUCAACAAGGGCCACUACAUCAAAGACUGCCCCCAGGUUUGA